Theobroma umbraticum is the source of this 327-nucleotide messenger RNA. RefSeq names its product EPIDERMAL PATTERNING FACTOR-like protein 8. Lineage: Eukaryota; Viridiplantae; Streptophyta; Magnoliopsida; Malvales; Malvaceae. The record is from RefSeq and is a predicted model, not a curated record. Gene Ontology annotation, biological process: stomatal complex development; guard cell differentiation.
AUGGCUACAUCAAGAACCUGCCCAAACCGGCUGAAAGUUGCAAUCACUGUAACUUCCAUUUUCUUUAGUACAUUUCUGUACCCAUCAGUUGGGAUACUGAACUCAGGUCAUAGUGAGAGCAUGGUGCAGCAGAGUAAAAUGGUAUUGGGUUCAAAGCCUCCUAGUUGUGUGAACAAGUGCUUGAAUUGCAGCCCUUGCAUGGCUACUCUAGUCAUUCCUUCCCACCAAUGGAAGCAUUUCAGAGCUACAUAUCAUGGAGAUGAAGAUGAAAGCUAUUAUCUCCUCUCAUGGAAAUGCAAAUGCGGGGAUAAGCUCUUUCAGCCUUGA